Molecule: messenger RNA, 1651 nt
Organism: Andrographis paniculata
Lineage: Eukaryota; Viridiplantae; Streptophyta; Magnoliopsida; Lamiales; Acanthaceae
Product: serine/threonine-protein phosphatase PP2A-2 catalytic subunit-like
Exons: 11
Coding region: 226-1167 (313 amino acids)
Biological process (GO): peptidyl-serine dephosphorylation; mitotic cell cycle
Cellular component (GO): cytosol
Molecular function (GO): protein serine/threonine phosphatase activity
Source: RefSeq, a predicted model, not a curated record
AAGUUAGUGUAUCGACAAAUUUCGAUCCUCUCUCUUCCUCGGUUCCGCCAUCUCCGACGCAACCCCUUUCUCUCUCAAUCUCUCCACAUUCGAUGAUUCUGCGCGCUAUAUAAUCAUCCAAGAAUUAACACUGACCCAAUCUCGUCUGGAUAUCGCUUGCAGACCGGGAAGCGAAGCUGUGAUUGGGGAAAAGCGGAUCUGGUACGGGCCGGAAGUUGAAGCAGGAUGAGCGCGGAUCUGGUGGCGGCGUCCACGCAGGGAAACCUGGACGAGCAGAUUGCUCAGCUCAUGCAAUGCAAACCCCUAUCUGAGCCCGAGGUUAGAGCCCUAUGCGAAAAGGCUAAGGAGAUACUUAUCGACGAAAGCAAUGUGCAGCCUGUCAAAAGCCCUGUAACAAUUUGCGGUGAUAUUCAUGGCCAAUUUCAUGAUCUUGCUGAACUUUUCCGCAUUGGAGGAAAGUGUCCAGACACAAACUAUUUAUUUAUGGGAGAUUACGUUGACCGAGGGUACUAUUCAGUUGAGACUGUUACUCUUUUAGUGGCAUUGAAAGUACGCUAUCCUCAGCGUAUUACCAUUCUUAGAGGAAAUCAUGAGAGCAGACAGAUUACUCAAGUUUAUGGGUUUUAUGAUGAAUGUCUCCGAAAGUAUGGAAAUGCUAAUGUCUGGAAGAUAUUUACCGAUCUGUUUGACUAUUUCCCUCUGACUGCUUUGGUCGAAUCUGAAAUCUUUUGUCUCCAUGGUGGACUCUCCCCAUCCAUUGAAACCUUAGACAAUAUAAGAAACUUUGACCGGGUUCAAGAAGUUCCACAUGAAGGUCCAAUGUGUGAUCUAUUGUGGUCUGAUCCUGAUGAUCGCUGUGGGUGGGGUAUAUCUCCCCGUGGUGCAGGAUACACUUUCGGCCAGGACAUAUCAGAGCAAUUUAAUCACACAAACAGCUUAAAGCUGAUUGCUAGAGCUCAUCAACUGGUCAUGGAAGGAUAUAACUGGGCCCACGAACAAAAGGUUGUCACUAUUUUUAGUGCACCAAAUUAUUGUUACCGGUGUGGGAACAUGGCUUCCAUAUUGGAAGUUGAUGAUUGCAGAGAGCAUACGUUUAUCCAGUUUGAACCAGCUCCGAGGAGAGGAGAGCCUGAUGUAACUCGGAGAACUCCUGAUUAUUUUCUCUAGAGCCAGCUCCAUGAUCAUUGGUAGUUUCGAAUUCUCUGCAAUCACAUUGAGCUCAAAGUCCUGGCAGGCCAUGUGUUGUUUCGAGCACGUGCAAGUCAAUCUUGGGAAGAGGUACCCACCCAACUUUCCUUCUCCGCCCACCCACCCAUCCACCCUAUAUUUUAGGGCACCUUAUAAAUGACAGGUUGAGUUAGCAAUGGAUUUGUGUGCAUCAUGUCCUGUAGUCCUCUCUUAAUUGUGUAUCACUUUCAUCUUCUUCUUCUUCUUCUUCUUCUCUCUCUGUUCUGUUCUGUUGUUUUUGUUUUUUCUUCGAUUCUUGGGACACAUGUUCUGUUCUAUAGAAUUCGAUUAUUAUAAGGUUGUCCUGCCAGCUGCUGUUGGAUCUUAUACUCGAGCUUGUUAAAUCGCUACAGGUUAUGUCUUAUCUUUGACACAUGAUGACAUUAUUGUUCAAAGAAAAUUAUGUUUGGAUUGGUAGACCAUA